UAAAAAGUGUAUGUUCUUCUUCCCGUCUCCCGUCUUCCCGUCUUUCACUCAGUUUCAAGUCAAGCUUAAAAUUACUAAAAUGAGUGGUGAUUCUUUGAAUAUGUUCUAUUUCUUAUAAUUUGUACUUGUGCUGCAGAGAAGCGUAUCAAGCAUUAACGAAACAUUUGGCAGCAUUUCAAUAUCUUGUUGCGUAUUUGCUGAAUAAAUUUAAGUGAAAUGGGUAAUGUCCAUGCUUAUUCCACAACUCCGCCUCCGCCGCCACCGACAGGGUUGGAUAUACCUAAAGGAAAAGAGUGCCCACCGACAACGUCACCGGUAACUCAAGAAGUAAUUGAAAAUCCUGGGCCCCUUGAAGACAUUCACACGAAAUGUAAAAACGUUUUUCCAACUUGCUUCGAAGGAGCAAGGGUAAUGGUUACUAGGGGACUUAGUAAUCAUUUUCAAAUAUCACAUACCAUUAACAUGAGUUCAAUAACUCCCAGUGGAUAUAGGUUUGGUGCUACAUAUGUAGGUACAAAACAACUGUCACCUAGUGAAGCGUAUCCAAUACUACUAGGUGAUAUUGAUCCCUCGGGAAAUUUAAAUGCGACAAUUAUACAUCAGAUACAACCUAAAAUUCAAGCCAAAUUUGGAGCCCAGGUUCAAAACUCUAAAUUCCAAGUUGGGCAACUUACCCUUAACUAUAAAGGAAGUGACUAUACAGCUAGUUGUACUGUUGCUAAUCCUGACAUUAUCAAUGGGUCUGGGGUAGUUGUUCUUCACUACCUACAGGCAGUUACAUCCCGUUUAGCCUUAGGAUCAGAGUUAGCCUACCAGAAGGGGCCAGGAAUUCCAGGGGGAGAAAUUGCUCUGCUUAGUGCAGCAGGAAAGUACACAACUGAAAAUGUUCAAAUAUCUGGAACUGUUGGUGUAUCGGGGGUUCAUUUAUGUUAUUACCAGAGAGCUAGCAAACAGUUACAGAUUGGUGUUGAACUGGAAGCUAAUCACCGAAUGCAAGAAUCUGUUGCAUCAAUUGGCUAUCAAGUUGAGUUACCUAAAAGUGAAGUAGUAUUUAAAGGUCAUGUGGAUUCAAAUUGGUCUGUUGGAGCAGUUUUAGAAAAGAAAUUGAGUCCACUACCUUUUACAUUAGCACUCAGUGGACUUAUGAACCACAACAAAAAUCAGUUUAGGCUUGGUGUCGGAAUACUUAUCGGUUAGAGACGUUAACGUAAAUCAUGAAUUAGUCUGAAAUUCAUUGUUGGACUUAUGAACCAAUUAAAGUUAUUAUGAAACAAUU
Molecule: messenger RNA, 1276 nt
Organism: Leptinotarsa decemlineata (Colorado potato beetle)
Lineage: Eukaryota; Metazoa; Arthropoda; Insecta; Coleoptera; Chrysomelidae
Gene: Tom40
Product: Translocase of outer membrane 40
Biological process (GO): protein import into mitochondrial matrix
Cellular component (GO): mitochondrial outer membrane
Molecular function (GO): transmembrane protein transporter activity
Source: RefSeq, a predicted model, not a curated record